Molecule: messenger RNA, 1920 nt
Organism: Heterostelium album PN500
Lineage: Eukaryota; Evosea; Eumycetozoa; Acytosteliales; Acytosteliaceae
Product: B-box zinc finger protein
Exons: 1
Coding region: 1-1920 (639 amino acids)
Molecular function (GO): zinc ion binding
Source: RefSeq, a predicted model, not a curated record
AUGAAUAAGUGUGUUCAACAUAAUAAAAAACUUGAUAUAUUAUGUACAAGUUGUAAUGUUGUAAUAUGUUAUCGUUGUCUCAUGUCGAAUCACAAUCAACAUCGUAUACUACAUACAGAUGAUAUCAAACAAUCACUUUUAGAUAUAGAUUAUUCUGUUGUUUAUAAAGAUAAAAGUGAUAAGAAAGAUAAUGAGUUAGAGAAUAAUAAUAAUAAUAACACUAGUAACGAUAAUAUAAACAAAGAAAAUAAUAAAAAUAAAGAUAAUAUUUUACAAGAUAGAAUAGAAUGGUUAUGGAAUAAAUCAAAAGAGACAGUCAAUCAUAUUCAAAAACUUAGUAAAAUGGAGAAUGAUAUCAGUGAUCAUUUCGAACAGUAUUAUGAAAUGUUAAUGAAAGAAGAAAGAAAACUAAAGAAACCUAUCAUUGAUGAAUUAGAUCAAACCAAACAACAACUCGCUCAAAUCAUCAAAGAAAUACAAUCAUUACACAAUAUCAUUCAAUCAAUCACUCCAACUCUUAAACCAGAUGAACAUAAUAGUAAUGAUAGUAAUGAUAAAUUAGAUGAUAAUCAUACAAAUAAGAAUAAUAAUAAUGAAGAUAUUCCCUCAGAUAUAGCAACAAUCAAUUAUUCACUUCCAACAUUGGUUGAAUCAAUUAAACAAUCAACAACAUUUGAACAAUUCAUUCAUAAUAAUAGUAAUACAAUAUUCAAUAUUCAACAACAAAACAACAAUGAAAUCAUUGAAUAUUUAAAUAAUAAAAAUGAAAUCAACAAGAAUAAGAAACAAAUUAAUAAUGAUAAUAUCAAAUCAAAAAAUAAUCACAAUGAUAAUUCAAUUUUAGAGAUCAUUCGUAAUCAUUUCGAUCAACACAACAUCGAUUUCAAUCAAAUAUUAAAUAUGAAUAAUUAUUUUUUAAUUUUAAGGCCUACUGAAUAUCAGAGUCAUUUUGAUGGAAUUAGAUAUUUCAUUAAAAAAGAUCUUUAUAUUGAUUUUAUUAAUCAAUCAAUUAAUAAUAAAUAUAAUUCAUGCUUUAUCAGAAUGGAUCAAGACAAUGUAUUAUCAUUAUACAAAGGUGAUUUUAAAUCUGGCAAUCAAUUGGAAUUGAUGGAGAAUCAAUCAAAAGAGUUGGUCGAACUAUUAGAACAACCUCAAAACUCUGCACCCACUCUCAUUGCAUCAUCAAACACCACCAUCUAUUUCUUCUUUAAUAAAAAUCAAUUCAUUGCCUAUUCAAUCAUUGACAAGACACUCAUAAAAUCAAACUAUUAUGGUUUUCAAUUAAAUUUCAUGAAUAAACCUGUAACUUGCUUCAAAGAACCAUUCUACAUCUACUUCUAUGGCAAGGGUAAAGUUAGUGGCGGAAAUAACUUGAUACUAAGAUACAAUACAAUACAACAAACUGUUGAACAAUUGUUUGUUGACAAAGACUCGAUAAAAAGAAUACCAUUGGCAUUGUUUAGUAGCUAUCUCAACCUAUACUCGAUGUAUUAUGAUGCUUCAACAAAGGAGAUUGUUUUAGUUGAGUUCAUGUCAAAUUCGUUUGAAGUUAGUUUCUCCGUUGCAAUUAUCAAAAACAUCGUACCAACAUUUUUCAGCUAUUUCUACGAAGGUGCUGACUUGGUGUAUCUUUAUUAUGGCGAUGUCGACUCUGACUAUUUCAUCAAGUUUAACAUUUCUAACUCUAAAAUAAACAUCAUUAAACUCGCCACCAUCGAAGGACGUGCCAAGGUCGAUUCUCGCAACAAUAAAUUGUUGUUGUUGACACCAAUGGCUUCCAAUUAUGAAAUUAAAGAAAAUAAAAAGAUCAAUAUUUUCACCAAAGAUCAAAACUAUGUCUUUUCUGUAAAAGACAAAUCAUGGCAACAAUCUCAUCUUCAGUCAUCGAAUAUUCAACAUAUAGCGAAAUAUAACAAAUAA